UCACACUAACUAAUGUACACGGAGUAGCAUGCCAGUCACACAGAUCAUUUCAGAGCUCGGUGAGGCUCGGGUGAACGUGCACUCUACUACAAAUAACGAACGACUGACACAACACACACCGACGGGUGCUGAGAGUGCCGCCCACACACCCCAGACAAACCACCCACCGACCAGUCAGUCCACGACACGAAUAUGUCAUGAAAAACAUGAUGUGCAUUGAAGAAACAUGAGAGGGGGGGAGGGGUGGGGGACAUUCAUCAAACUACUCGCCCAACCAACAACAGCCAGACACACACACAGGGAGCCAUAAGACGAACCACAGGCAAGCAGAGACGAGCUACUUAUAUUGAUGGAACGUGCACAGCAGAUCAGAUCAGAUCAGUUGGACCUCAGACGUCAUGUGGCUAGUCUCGCUCCGCUUCCUGACUGACAUCGACAGGCUACACAACACACUAAUAGCAGGUGCAGGUACAGGGGUGGUAGAGGGUGUGACGACCCUCGUGGUGGUGAUGGUCACAUGAACAGUCACAGCCCAUCGCCCAGAAGGUUUUUUUGCCCCCGUGUCCGUAAUGACACAUGCACGGACAGUUGUAGGUGCGCAUGCCACCGUGGGUGCCAUAUCCCGGCAACCCCCCAUCGCACCAACAAUCACAGUCCUCUUCAUGGGCGUGGUAGUUACUGGGUGGCGGGGGGACGUGGUGUUCGUCGGGGCCUAGAGCCCUCAGGUCAGGAUUGUCGUCACCCACCUGCACGCACACACAAUGACACAAGGGAGACAACAGGGGAGAGACAGGUUGACACACACAUGCAUAUGCGCAGACACAGAGCAGCAGCUCAGGCAGGUGGUCAUCCAUUUCAUUACCUUCGACGGAUCAGUGACGGCUGUGGCCUCUUGAGGACUCAGCUUGCGCAGGGGUGUCGGGUCGCACACAGCACCGGCCACCAGGAGGGCACCAACAAGGCACAGAAGCACCUUCAUCGCGGGAGAACAAGACGGAGUUCGGAAGGGGUUGACACACAGAUGCAGCACUGCGGUAAUGUCGACAGAUGGUUGACGAUUCAAGCAGCCAAGGGGUCUGAGUCUCGAGGGGAAGUAGCUGGGUCAGAGUUAAAGCACAAGUGUAGCGCUGCAGAUGCCUACAGAUGAUUCAGGAGAUGAGAUGAUGUAAGGAGGAUCCAGGAUGGAGGGAGGGAUAGCUGCGCUAUCUCCAGAAGACAGCUCUCCCUAUCCAGCCGCUCUCGGCACAUUCCAAUUCGCAUUCCGGGAACACUCCAAAACCGCACCCGUCCUC
Vitrella brassicaformis is the source of this 1292-nucleotide messenger RNA. The record is from the annotation of a GenBank genome assembly. Lineage: Eukaryota; Vitrellaceae.